Molecule: messenger RNA, 315 nt
Organism: Phalaenopsis equestris
Lineage: Eukaryota; Viridiplantae; Streptophyta; Magnoliopsida; Asparagales; Orchidaceae
Product: auxin-binding protein ABP19a-like
Exons: 1
Cellular component (GO): cell wall
Molecular function (GO): manganese ion binding
Source: RefSeq, a predicted model, not a curated record
UGCAAGAAACCAUCCACCGUCACCAUUCAAGACUUCGUCUUCUCCGGCCUCCGUUCCGCCGGAAAUACCUCCAACUUGAUCAAAGCCGCAGUGACCCCAGCCUUCGUCUCCAGCUUUCCCGGCCUCAAUGGCCUCGGCAUCUCCGCAGCCCGCCUUGACCUCGACCUUGGCGGCGUCGUCCCUCUCCACACCCACCCCUCCGCCAACGAGCUCCUCCUGGUCACACAGGGCUCUAUCUUAUCCGGUUUCAUCUCCUCCUCCAAUUCAGUCUAUUAUAAAACGCUGUCCCAGGGAGAUAUAAUGGUGUUUCCUCAA